AAUUCAUUGACUGUGUAUAUUAUCAAAGCGCAGUCGGUUAAUGUCCAGCAUUUGUACUAUUAAUUAUUAUUAUUCCUGAAUUUAAAAAUGCGUCGUGGUGCUUUGGUAGUGUUUGAGGGUUGUGAUCGCUCAGGGAAAUCGACACAAUGCAAGAAACUGGUGGAAUCAAUGUUAGAGAAAGGAAUGAAGGCUGAACUUAUGCGUUUUCCAGAGAGAUCCACAGUCAUCGGAAAGCUUAUUGACAGUUAUUUAAAGAAUAGCAAAGAUGUUCAGGAUAAUGCAAUACACUUAUUGUUCUCUGCAAACAGAUGGGAGCUUAAACCCGAGAUGGAGAGGAAGCUCAAUGAAGGGGUGACGUUAGUAGUGGAUCGCUAUGCUUACUCAGGGGUUGCAUUCACAGCAGCAAAAGAGGGUAUUUCCUUAAACUGGUGCAAGCGACCAGACGUUGGGCUCCCUCUUCCAGACCUAGUCUUAUUCCUAAAAGUCUCAAGCGAGGCAGCGGAGAAGAGAGGCGGCUUCGGCGAGGAGAGGUACGAGAAGUCCGAGAUCCAGGCCAGGGUCGCCAAGAACUUUGAGAAGUUACAGGAGAAUGACUGGGAGAUUAUAAAUGCUGACCAAUCCAUGGAAGACGUCCAAAAGCAGAUACAAAACGUAGUCUCAAAUCUCAUGAACCAGGAUCUACCUGAACUAGGAAAAUUAUGGACUGAACAAGAUUCAAAUUUAAAAAUGUAAAUGUUUUUUUAUUAAAAAAAUUUAAAAGAGAAUGAAACAUCUGAGGGAUGCCGGUUCCCCUAAAAGAUAAUAUAUAUUGUUAGUUGAGGUCAUGGAAAUCAUUCUGGCUCAUGCUAUACCGGUACAUCAAAUUGGGAACUCCAUGAUGUCAUGCUAUAAUACAUGUACGAAAUUGUAUUGUUUGUACCCCAAAUUAACAAAUAAUUUGUUGUAAUAUUUUUCAAUUUGUGAUGUCUGCAGUAGAUCUACUUGUAUCCAGAUUUUUUUUUUUUUUUUUUUUUUUGGGGGGGGGGGGGGGGUUGGCUAUGAGUUAGUGAGAUUUCUUAUUACCGGUAACCUGUUUUUGUGUGUUGGAAGAAUCUAUCAUGCUUCAGUAUGUCUACACCUUUCUUGAAGAUAGUCAUAGACUAGAAUCUGAAGAAUAAAACUAUGCGUGUAUUACUAUGUAAUGAACUGUCUAUACUAUUGUUUUCUUUCAAUUUGUAUUAAUCUAUUUCAAUUCAAUUUAUGUAUUCCACAAUGUCUUCCAGGCUGAAAUUUCAAUUCAUGUAUUUCAGGCUAUAUUCCAGGGUAUCAUUACAUUCCUUAUUGGUGUAAACAUAAAAGCACUAUACAAGCAUACAAACUGUUAGUUUAAAAUGUUAAUGUAACAGUUUGUAUGCUUGUAUAGUAAAUAAGAUAAAUAUUAUCUGUACAUACAUCAGUCUACCAUAGAAAAGUCGCCAAAGAUCAAACAGUCUGUAAUUACAGAACAAUGAGAAAGAUGACAAUUUUUGUGCAGGUAUUCCUGUAGAUGUUUUCCAUUUUCAAGCAUAACUUUGCUACAAAUCAUAUUCGAUAAUUAUUUGAUAAAUAAAUGUUCAAAUUAUAAGUCU
Molecule: messenger RNA, 1607 nt
Organism: Strongylocentrotus purpuratus (purple sea urchin)
Lineage: Eukaryota; Metazoa; Echinodermata; Echinoidea; Camarodonta; Strongylocentrotidae
Gene: dtymk
Product: thymidylate kinase
Exons: 5
Coding region: 88-732 (214 amino acids)
Biological process (GO): dTDP biosynthetic process; dUDP biosynthetic process; dTTP biosynthetic process
Cellular component (GO): cytosol; nucleus; cytoplasm
Molecular function (GO): ATP binding; dTMP kinase activity
Source: RefSeq, a predicted model, not a curated record